UCAUACCUUUGGCGCGCGCUCUCAGGAUUCGCAAGGAUCGGCACCAGCGAGUGUCUGUCUGUAUGUAUGCAGUGCGGCAGUGUACGCACUCCGCGAGCUUCUGCAGGAGGACUGAAUGAAGUCGGCAGCCUCGGAUACUUCGGUGGCAGGAUCAGCAGGCGUCGUCGUCGGUCGGCCGGUCGGAUUGUCGGAUGGUCGGAUGAGAGGAAACAUUACAUAGGGACUACGGGCGGAGUCGUGGUACUAUGGGAUUCUUACCGCACUAAAACCUCUCCCCUUCUUCGCCACCAUGCAGGACCUGUAUCACUAUACUACUCUGCGAUGCUGAUUAUCUAUGCCUCUUUGGCAUUUCCACUACAUCAUGUAAAUGCUGGCCUCCACUGCCACUAUCCUCGUAGACCCUUUGCAGCCUCCACUCGUCUUCUUCUUCUGAUAUGUACCCCGCUACAAUAUCCCAGCUCUUCGCACUCUUCAGCAUUUGACUGA
Messenger RNA from Nicrophorus vespilloides, 486 nucleotides. RefSeq lists its product as uncharacterized. The coding region runs from base 67 to 486 and encodes 139 amino acids. NCBI's taxonomy places the organism in Eukaryota, Metazoa, Arthropoda, Insecta, Coleoptera, Silphidae. The record is from RefSeq and is a predicted model, not a curated record. The transcript has 2 exons.